Dioscorea cayenensis subsp. rotundata (Guinea yam) is the source of this 1735-nucleotide messenger RNA. RefSeq names its product alanine--glyoxylate aminotransferase 2 homolog 1, mitochondrial. Lineage: Eukaryota; Viridiplantae; Streptophyta; Magnoliopsida; Dioscoreales; Dioscoreaceae. Gene Ontology annotation, biological process: glyoxylate catabolic process. Gene Ontology annotation, molecular function: L-alanine:glyoxylate transaminase activity; pyridoxal phosphate binding. The record is from RefSeq and is a predicted model, not a curated record. The transcript has 9 exons. Gene Ontology annotation, cellular component: mitochondrion. The coding region runs from base 47 to 1471 and encodes 474 amino acids.
GGCUUCUUGGCUUCUCUGUCGUAACUCUCACCUCAGUACCUCGGCCAUGGCUCAUCUAUGGCGGCGGCCAGGUGGAUCAGUGCCGGCGGCGGCUUUGAGGCGGAUCUUCCUCACUGGAGGUCGAAGAGCAUCUUCAUCGUCCUCCGCGGCGCCACCGGAGCUCCCGCCAUUCGAUCAUGUGCCACGGCCUUACAAGGGAAUGCUGGGAGAUGAGAUUCUCCGAAAACGUCAGAGAUUUCUCGGGCCUUCUAUCUUCUAUUACUACCAGAAACCACUCAAUAUUGUGGAAGGGAAGAUGCAGUAUCUGUAUGAUGAAAAUGGGAAACGUUAUCUUGAUGCAAUUGCUGGAAUUGUGACUGUUUCAUGCGGGCAUUGCCAUCCUGAUGUGGUAGAUGCUGUGAUAGAACAGAGCAAAAUACUCCAACAUGCCACCACUAUAUACCUUCACCAUGCUAUUGUUGAGUUUGCGGAAGCUCUGGCAUCAAAGAUGCCUGGAAAUCUCAAGGUUGUUUAUGUUGUAAAUUCUGGGACAGAAGCAAAUGAGUUGGCAAUGUUGAUGGCUCGGUUAUAUAGUGGUAAUCUUAGUAUGAUUGCUUUGAGAAAUGCCUACCACGGGGGAAGUUCAGGAACAAUAGGGCUGACAGCACUGCAAACUUGGAAGUACCCCAUACCUCAAGGUGAGAUUCAUCAUGUUAUGAAUCCGAAUCCAUAUCGAGGAGCCUUUGGCUCUGACGCUGUUUCUUAUGCCAAAGAAGUAGAGGAUCACAUCAACUUCGGGUCUUCUGGAAACAUUGCUGGUUUUAUUGCAGAAACAUUUCAGGGUGCUGGGGGUGCAGUGGAAUUGGCACCAGGGUAUCUCAAGUUAGUCUAUGAUAUGGUGCGAAAGGCUGGCGGGGUUUGCAUAGCUGAUGAAGUACAAAGUGGAUUCGGCCGCACUGGCAGCCAUUACUGGGGCUUUGAGACACAAGGUGUCAUUCCGGACAUUGUCACAAUGGCAAAGGGUAUCGGUAAUGGUCUGCCUUUAGGAGCUGUGGUCACAACACCUGAGAUAGCACAAGUGUUGUCAAAGAAGAUUCAAUUUAACACUUUUGGUGGGAACCCAGUUUGCUCUGCCGGUGGUCUUGCAGUCCUCAAAGUUAUUGACAAGGAAAAACGGCAAGAGCACUGUGCUAGUGUUGGUUCCCACUUAAUUGAAAGAUUGAAGACUCUUCAACAAAAGCAUGAAAUCAUAGGAGAUGUCAGAGGCAGGGGACUGAUGUUGGGAGUGGAAUUUGUGACAGAUAGGAAGGAGAAGACACCUGCAAAAGCAGAGGCAGCAGUACUAUUAGAAAAGCUCAAAGAUCUUGGAGUGUUGGUUGGGAAAGGAGGUUUGCACGGAAAUGUCUUCAGAAUAAAACCACCGAUGUGCUUCACCAAGGAUGAUGCAGAUUUCCUUGUGGAUGCUCUGGACUAUGCUAUCUCAGGAAUGUGAAGAAACAACGAUGCAAUCCAAUGUUUCAAGCACCAAAACAUCGUGGAGUAAGUGUUUGGAUAUAUUUGGUUUUCAGUUUGAUGUAUUAGAGUGAGGAUGUGGAAAAGAAUGGUGCUGCAAUUUGAUCAGGUUUGAGAAUGAGGACACUUGGUAGAUUGUUCAGUUACAAAUAAUUGACAGGCAUUGACAAGUUUGUAAUAUUGGACAGUUAUCAAUAUGCGAACUUUGUGAAAUAAAGCAUAGCCUUUCUUUCUUCCAUCUUAA